Messenger RNA from Plasmodium vivax (malaria parasite P. vivax), 2865 nucleotides. RefSeq lists its product as hypothetical. Bases 1 to 2865 code for a protein of 954 amino acids. The transcript has a single exon. The record is from RefSeq and is a predicted model, not a curated record. NCBI's taxonomy places the organism in Eukaryota, Apicomplexa, Aconoidasida, Haemosporida, Plasmodiidae.
AUGCCGAGUGCCGAAACCCCCGGCCACCGCAAGUCAGAAGAACGAGGCUGGGCCCGCGAACUUAGAGAGACCUACUUCAGUGCCCUGAGCGCAAAAGGAGUAGCGGCAAAAAACGCAGGUUACCCUGCGAGCAAUCGUAAAGCUAACCAACAGAAUGACAAAAUGAAGAACCCAGUGAGCGCGACGGACAUCCAGGUGGGAGACAACACCCCGCCAGAAGAAGACAAUCAGUGCACCCUGCAUGAAAAAAAAAAAAUUUUCUUCGAAGUUUACAAAAAGUAUUAUUUCAUAGAAAUGACGGAGUAUCACAAGAGCAGGGAAAACUGCACCAACAAUUUUAUAAACUUCCUCGAGAGGAUAAGCGAGAAGAUGGUGGAGGCACUAAAGCACGGCUCCUACAAUAUUAAUAACUUGAAUAGGUUCUUCAAAGAAUUUGUGAAGAAUGAUACGAGCUACUACAAUAGGGGCGUUUCCGUGGGGGGAACCCCGCGGGUGAGUAAUUUAACCCAAAGUUUUUUAAACAUUCAAGAUGAGGAGUUGGCCAACGGGGAGGCCGCAAAUGUUGGCCGCGUGCAGGGGGAUAAUCCGCUGAGCAGCCACGCGAAUGGCUCCGUAGAGGAUUUGAAGAAGAAAAAGGGAAGCACAGCGUCUACAAUCGUGAGUGAGGGGAAGUCAAAGGGGAAGAAGAACAGCAAAGUGGAGUUAGAAGAAAAGAGGAGGAAGAAAUUGUCCAAGGAUGACGAAAUUGCAGGUACCUCCCAGGAGGAAACAAACGCCCCAGAUACACCCUUCCUGAAGAAGAACAACGGGAAGAGUGCCUCAAACAAAAUAAACGAAAUUGCAGAUAAUGUCAUCGAUGUGAACGCAGAAAUGUGCAACCUAAAUCACGGCAUUAUAGACGACUGGGUGCAGUACGGAUUUAUGAAUUAUAGAAAAAUUAUGAAUAGCAUGAAAAUAAGUAGCGAUGUUAUUGAUAGCAAAAUUAAUCAAAAAAUGUUAAUCAUAUUGAAGGAGAGCUACUUGAAGGAGCAAGAAAAUUUGGUAGAAGCAAUGAAGAAGAAAAAAAAUGAUUUCCUAAAACAAGUGGAGCUUUGUAAAAUUUAUUGGAAGUAUUUCGAAAAUAGCUAUUCCAAUUCGGAGAAAAUCAGGUCAGAUGGAAUUAAAGACAGUAAGAAGAUAAAAUGCUCUUGGUUAUGUCAAAGGAAGUACAUAAAAAAUGUCAAAGAUUUGCUAAAAAUACAAAAUGAAUACCUAGACAUUAUUACCUGCAGCGUGAAAACCUUCUUCCAAUUAAUCGAAUGGAAAAAAAACUCAAUUAGGGAUAUCCUCUGUUCUUAUAUUCUUCUUUAUAAAAGCUUUUUAAAUUUUUACCUAAACAAUAUGAACAUACUGUAUGACUCCAUUUUGCUGGAAAAAAAUGUAGAUGCAGCUCAGUUUCAGAACCUCUCCUCGGUGACCAUCAUUGAUGAGGAGGAUUUAAUCAAACAGGUUGCUCCCUUUCAGCUGAACGACAAUUGUGAUGGCAUUCCCCAGUUAAACAAGGCACUCAGCUUAAUAAAAUCAUCCAUCAUUUUCUAUAAUCACCAAAUUAAUGUCAAGUCGAUUCUCUGCAUUUUUUGUUCUACCAUCAAGGGGUACCUUACCAGUGUGGGGUUCUUCAACAAGUGCGUGGAGGGCGUUUUCGUCAUCACGUGGGACAAGUUCAUUCACUUCUUUGCCGACGCGGAGGAUGCCGCCCCGCAGUGGUCCUACUACAUGGAGGACAUCGAGUUUAAGCUGGUCAAGUGUAAGCCGGAUUCGAAAAGGAACUCGCUCGACACCGAAAAAAGAGAACCCGACGGGGGCGCAGAAGUGGUAGCGGCGGCGGCGACAGCGGCGAUAGCGGCUGCGGAGGGGGAGGGCGAGCCAAGCGCUACGCCUUCUGUGACCACCACCCCGAAUAACCAACGACAAAGGAACCAUUCGAACCAGUCAAAAGGUAAAAAGGGGAAGGAGAAAACGGGCGGAAAGGACUCCUCGUCUGUGCUCUCCGGAGCAGACACACUUAAAGUAACUUCCUCCACGAAGAAUGGAGAGCCCGACAUAGGUCUAAACCCCUCGAAGAAAGAAAUUCAGGACAACUGUUCCGCGACCCCGUCUACCAUCAACGACGAUGAUGAUGUAGAAAUCCAAAUGAAAGAAAAAAAAAAAACGCUGCUCAUCAGUGGAUGGUCCUUCACCUUCAAGUGCCCAACUAUGUACCUCACAAAUGUUUGUUACGAAUUGCUAAGCAAUCACCUGUGCUCCCAAUAUUUCGAGGAUGAAAAUUCCUUUGCAAAUUUCUCCAACAUUAUUGCCAAUGGGGAGGUAAAAAAUGACCUCCUCUUUAUCGAUGAAAUGGCCUCCUUUUACAACGCCCACAUGGAUGGAAUGUCUCAGGAUACAAAAGAUAAAGUCAUCGUAAAGAACAAACUUUUGAAAACGAAGAAUGAACGCUUCGCCAGGGAGCGCUUGUCCGUGUCGGAUCGGGACGACCUGGCUGGCUCCCUCAGAGGGAGAACUCCAAGCAGGACCAGCAAUAUCGAUGGUCAAAAAAAAAACAAAAAUUCUCACCCGGAAAAUCUGCUUUACGCAUUUCACAAGAAGAAAAAUGAGCUGCUGAAAAAUGUUAAAAUAGGUGACCAGGAAAGUGGCCCUACGGGAGAGCGGCAGGCAGAGGACAGGCACCACCCGGGGGGGGAGAAGCACCAUGGACAUGCUCAAGUGGGCGGGGAACACCAAAGCGACGCAGAGACGGAGGAGAGUAAGAAGAAAAUUUUGAACAGCAAGAAAAAAAGCCACAGCAGAUCUACCAGUUCGGGGAAGGCGAAGGUGCAAAAUAAGUGA